This is a messenger RNA of Oncorhynchus gorbuscha (pink salmon), 2583 nucleotides long. Its product is annotated as kelch-like protein 40a. Gene Ontology annotation, molecular function: protein binding. The transcript is spliced from 10 exons. The record is from RefSeq and is a predicted model, not a curated record. Lineage: Eukaryota; Metazoa; Chordata; Actinopteri; Salmoniformes; Salmonidae. Bases 189 to 2024 code for a protein of 611 amino acids.
UCUCUCUCUCUCUCUCUCUCUCUCUCUGGACUGUACUGUGAAAACAGGCAGUACUGCGCUGUCCUGUUGUGGGGCGCGAGCAGGGAUCAUACCCUCGUCAUUUUAGAAAUCUUUCCCACAAAAAAACAUCUACAAGUUGAUAAGAUGUAAGAGAGGACCUGAAGAGAACCUAACAGAAAAAAAACAAGAUGGCUGCCUUAUCGAUAGACCCGGUGGAACAGCCAAGGAUGUACCAGCAAACCCUGCUUCAGGACGGCCUCUGUGACCUGCUGGAAAACCAGAAGUUUGUAGACUGUGUCUUGAAGAUCCAGGACAGGGAGUUCCCGUGCCACCGCUUGGUCCUCGCUGCCUCCAGCCCCUUCUUCAAGGCUAUGUUCCUGUCCAACCUGGAGGAAGGAGGGAAGAAGGAAAUCGUUCUGAAAGACGUGGAGCCUGGCGUCAUGGCGAUGAUACUGCGUUACAUCUACACCUCGGACAUCAACCUGACAGAGCAGAACGUCCAGGAUAUCUUCAUGGUGGCCAACAUGUACCAGAUCCCGUCCAUCUUCUCUGUCUGUGUCUCAUACCUACAGGAGAAGCUGGUCCUGGGGAACUGCUUGGCUAUCUUCAGGCUGGGGCUUCUGUUGGACUGUCCCCGUCUGGCUUUCACAGCUAGAGAGUUCAUCUGUGAGCGUUACCAGCUCAUCGUCAGGGACCAGGAUUUUCACCAGCUGGGCCCCAGCGAGCUGGCAGCCAUCAUCACCUCCGACGCACUCAACGUGGACCGAGAGGAGGUGGUGUUUGAGUCUCUGAUGGACUGGGUGGGCUACGACAGAACGGAGAGGGUGAAGGAGCUGCCAGAUCUCCUGCACUGCGUCCGCUUCCGCCUGAUCCCGGUGGAUUACUUCACGGAGAAGGUUGAAAAUCACAAGUGGAUUCAGGCCAACACGGAGGUCAAGAAAGAGCUGCAGCUGAUCAAAGACGCCCACAAAGGAAGACUCCCAGAGGUCCAGAGAUCAAGAAACAGGAAGUCCAAGAUGGCAGGUGACAAGGAAGAUGAAGACUCUGAUGAUGAGCAAGGUUUGCUUCCGGGGAUUCUGAACAAUAACCCUCGGUUUGGGAUGUUUGAGACGGACCUGAUCCUUAUGAUCAGCGACACGGGGAGCGUAGGGUAUGACCCGGUGGGGAACGAGUGUUUCGUGGCGUCUGAGUCGACAGAGAUCCCUAAGAACCACUGCAGUCUGGUAACCAAGGAGAACCAGGUGUUUGUGGCUGGAGGAUUCCUCCUCAACGAGGACAACAAGGAAGAACCACUCAGUUCCUACUUCUUACAGUUUGACCCUGUGAGCGGCGAGUGGCUGGGGAUGCCCUCACUGCCAGGACCUCGCUGCCUGUUUGGGCUGACUGAAGCAGAAAACUCCAUCUUUGUUGUGGGCGGCAAGGAAAUGAAAGAGGGAGAACACGUUCUAGACUCUGUUAUGAUCUAUGACAGACAGUCAUUUAAAUGGGGCGAGUCAGACCCUCUUCCAUACACAGUCUAUGGUCAUGGAACUGUCUCGCACAAUGGCCUUGUCUACGUCAUAGGAGGAAAGGCAGAGAGCAAGAAGUGCAUACGGAAGGUGUCUGUCUACAAUCCCACUAAGUUUGAGUGGAAGGAGCUAGCUCCUAUGAAGCUGGCUCGUUCUCUGUUCGCUGUGACGGUCCACAAUAACCAGAUCUACGUGGCCACGGGCGUUACAGACACAGGACUCACCAGCACUGUAGAGGUCUAUGACAUCGCUACAAACAAGUGGUCAGAGUUUGUAGAGUUUCCCCAGGAGCGUAGCUCCAUGAACAUGAUCAGCAUGGGAGAAUGUCUGUACGCUGUGGGCGGUUUCGCCAUGAUGCCCAGCGAGAUCAGCGACGAGCCACAGCCCACUGAGAUGAACGACAUCUGGAGAUUUGAGGAGGACUGCUGGAAUGGGAUUUUGAGAGAGAUCAGCUAUGCCGCAGGUGCCACGAUUCUCGCUGUAAAGCUCAAUACACUUCGUCUCACCAAGAUGUGAUCAGCUCUAUAACAUUUUUUUUUAAAGAACACUGGAGAUGUUCUCAAACCUAGAAUGCCAUGUGUUAGAACACGGCUGGAGGAAAUGCCAUGUGUUAGAACACGGCUGGAGGAAAUGCCAUGUGUUAGAACACGGCUGGAGGAAAUGCCAUGUGUUAGAACACGGCUGGAGGAAAUGCCAUGUGUUAGAACACGGCUGGAGGAAAUGCCAUGUGUUAGAACACGGCUGGAGGAAAUGCCAUGUGUUAGAACACGGCUGGAGGAAAUGCCAUGUGUUAGAACACGGCUGGAGGAAAUGCCAUGUGUUAGAACACGGCUGGAGGAAAAGCCUUCUACACCCCCAGUAACUCUUCAGCAGGACGGUUGACCACCGUUGCUACUCUUCUCAUGGCAAGGAGCCUCUUCAAAUAGGUUGCUAUGAAAGUUGUCUUUAUUCUACUGUAUCAAAAUGAACAAUUAGUUUAUUGGAACUGAGCUAAUGGUAAUUGUUUUGUGACAUUCUGUUCUUCUUUUGUUGUUUAACUUCUUUAUAUGAAGCACAAAUAAAGAUUAUUAAUGAA